Leguminivora glycinivorella is the source of this 708-nucleotide messenger RNA. Its product is annotated as organic cation transporter protein-like. NCBI's taxonomy places the organism in Eukaryota, Metazoa, Arthropoda, Insecta, Lepidoptera, Tortricidae. Gene Ontology annotation, molecular function: transmembrane transporter activity. Gene Ontology annotation, biological process: transmembrane transport. Gene Ontology annotation, cellular component: membrane. The coding region runs from base 1 to 540 and encodes 179 amino acids. The transcript has 2 exons. The record is from RefSeq and is a predicted model, not a curated record.
AUGUUGCACUACCUCGUCUGCGGCAUGGGAUACUACGGCGUCUCACAGUACAUAUCCAAGAUGAGUGGUGAUAUCCAUGCGAAUAUAUCCAUUUCUGCUGCGAUAGUGAUACCAGGUACUCUUGUGAGUGUAUUUUUGCUCAACAGAAUUGGAAGGAAAUUAUUUCUUGGUUCAACUAAUUUCUUAGCUGGCGCAUUUAUGGUAAUUACUGUUCUAAUAAGUAACUAUGACCCAAAAUGGCUAAAAGUGGUAUUCGCGUGUAUUUCAAAUUGUUUCUUUUUCAUGUCCUUUAUUGUGGUGUUCCUUUAUGGCGUGGAACUAUUUCCGACUCCGAUCCGCAAUUCGGCACUGGGUGUGUUGACAGUAUUGUCUAGGGCCGGUAUGAUGAUAGCUCCACAGAUCAAUAUACUGAAUCCUAUCGUUGCGGGUUAUGUAUUCGCGCUACUGGCACUAAUAGGCAGCGGUUUAACUCUGUGUUUACCUGAGACGAAAAACAAGGAGCUGCCGUCUACUUUGAAAGAAGCUGAAGCAAGAGGGUAGACGGUUUCUUAAUUAGUUUCAAGUUCAAAAGCAACUAUGUCAGUUUCUCGAGAAUGUUCAAGGAAAUAUGUUCAGUUAUCAAACCGCGAUUAAGUAGGUGCGAUUAAAUCAUGUUUGUCGUUACAAGUUUUUUUAGCAAAUCAGUAAAAAAAAAUAUUUUAAUCAUUU